GAGAGAGACGUAUCCGUUUCAGAGAAAGACAGAAACUGAGAGAGAGAGAGAGAGAGACGCAGCACAAUGUCUUCGUUGGAUUUGUUCCUCUUCUCUCUCAGCAGAACCUUUUGUAGUCCAAUCGCGGUUUUCAUUCAGAUCCAGGGAUGUUUAAUUUGCUUAACACUUGCUUUGGGGUGGGCACUUGCUGCUUAUGUCAGGAACAGAGAGAUAAAACAAAUGAAGGAUGGUAUGAAGAAUGGCAAUAGCUUUUCUUUCCUUUAUCAUGACAUUAAUGAACUUGAGCACUCCAAUCAGGUCUAUCUUCCAAGAGUGACAGUAAUUAUGCCCCUAAAAGGGUUUGGAGAACACAAUCUCCAUAAUUGGAGGAGUCAGAUAACAUCUCUUUAUGGUGGCCCUAUAGAAUUUCUUUUUGUGGUAGAAAGUACAGAGGAUCCUGCUUACCAUGCUGUAUCACGACUAAUAUCAGAAUUUGAGGAUUAUGUUGAUGCUAAGAUUGUUGUAGCUGGUUUGUCAACAACUUGUAGUCAGAAAAUUCACAACCAAUUGGUUGGAGUGGAGAAAAUGCAUAAAGACAGCAAGUAUAUAUUGUUUUUGGAUGAUGAUGUUAGGCUGCAUCCUGGAUCAAUCGGAGCGCUCACUCGUGAGAUGGAAAAGAACCCAGAAAUAUUUAUUCAAACUGGAUACCCUCUUGAUCUGCCAUCUGGAAGUCUAGGGAGUUACUGCAUCUAUGAAUACCAUAUGCCUUGUUCAAUGGGCUUUGCCACUGGUGGAAAAACAUUCUUUCUUUGGGGAGGGUGCAUGAUGAUGCAUGCUGAUGACUUUAGGCAAGAUAGUUAUGGUAUAGUCUCAGGACUUAAAGAUGGUGGAUAUUCUGAUGAUAUGACUCUUGCAGCCAUAUCUGGGGCUCACAAAAGGCUCAUUUCCUCACCUCCAGUUGCUGUCUUUCCUCAUCCCCUUGCAAGUGAUCUUAAUUUUGGAAGAUACUGGAAUUACUUGAGGAAACAAACAUUCGUUUUGGAGUCAUAUAUAUCAAAUGUUAACUGGAUAAUGAACCGUGCAUUGUUUGGUUCCCACUGCUAUCUGUCAUGGGGAUUUGUAGCACCAUAUGUAAUGGCAAUAAUUCAUGUUGCGGCAGCAUUAAGAUUGGCCGCAUUAAGAUUUUACGAUAAGGAGUACUUACUUGAAGAAAUGACCUACACUUCUGGUGGGUUAUCAUUGGUGACCUUCCUAGCUAUAUGCACUCUUGUCGAGCUUCUUUCAAUGUGGAACUUGACAAGGAUAGAGGUUCAGCUGUGCAACAUGUUGUCUCCAGAGGCAACGCAACUUUCUCUAGCCUCCUAUAAUUGGUGUCUUGUAUUCAUUGCACUGCUGGUGGAUAACUUUCUUUACCCUAUCUCGGCGGUUCGCUCCCAUUUUUCACAAUCUAUCAAUUGGUCUGGUAUUCGGUAUUAUUUGAAAGAUGGAAAAAUUAGCAAGAUUGAAAGAACUCAGAGAAGCAAAGAUAUGGGUCCAAUUUUCACGGACUUGGGAGGAAAACAAUUAUACGGAAAGAAAGGGAUGCCUACAAGAGGUUCAUUCCUCAAUUGUUUGUCCAGAAGUUUGGCGCAAUGGCAUCAACCUAAGAAAUUUGAUAACUAGGAAAGAGUUUCAUGUAGCCAUCAAAUUCUGUCUCUUCUGUCUAUCUCUUUGCCUCACUUGGGAAGCAUGGGUGUUGGUAGAUCAAAUUGAUCUUAUUUAUUGUUUGGUGCAUUCAUGAUUGAUUGUUUUUGUGGUAUGAAUCCAUUUCCAUUUUUUCAUUAUUCAU
Molecule: messenger RNA, 1807 nt
Organism: Gastrolobium bilobum
Lineage: Eukaryota; Viridiplantae; Streptophyta; Magnoliopsida; Fabales; Fabaceae
Exons: 14
Coding region: 67-1641 (524 amino acids)
Biological process (GO): glucosylceramide biosynthetic process
Cellular component (GO): membrane
Molecular function (GO): ceramide glucosyltransferase activity
Source: RefSeq, a predicted model, not a curated record